Cataglyphis hispanica is the source of this 2221-nucleotide messenger RNA. RefSeq names its product beta-1,3-galactosyltransferase 5. Gene Ontology annotation, molecular function: hexosyltransferase activity. The coding region runs from base 634 to 1719 and encodes 361 amino acids. The record is from RefSeq and is a predicted model, not a curated record. The transcript is spliced from 2 exons. Lineage: Eukaryota; Metazoa; Arthropoda; Insecta; Hymenoptera; Formicidae. Gene Ontology annotation, cellular component: membrane.
UCUAAACUAUCAUGGCGGAAAGUGGUUUAUGAUUGGUUUCGUGAGUCAUAAUCUCCAUCAAAGAGUUUUUAACAUUAUUAUUUAUCAUAUUUUCAUUAUUACUACUUAUUUUUCUUUUUAUUUUAUAUAAUAUAAACUUAUAUUUCUAUGAUGAUGAUGAUCAAGAAUAAUGUUAAAGACUCUUUGAUGGAGAUUAUAAAUCACAAAACCAAUCAUCGCUUUCCGCCAUGAUAGUUUAGAGUCAUUGAGUUUCGAACUUGAGAUCUGACUCGACUCGAUCCAGAGUUGGGUAGAGUCAACAAAUCGAAUACGCUAUUCGUUUCGAAAAGCGUAAUAGGUCUCACGGUUACGAAAAGUGUGUGCGACCAGCUUAACCCAUCGUUGGACGUACUCUUUAUUAAAAAAAAAAGAAAGUAAUUCAUCGCACGUGACGUCCAAAGCAUUUAUCGAUUUAAUGUCAAUUCAGUCACGAAAAAGAAAAAUCUUCAAUUUGAACAACUCACCUGCCAUCGCUAUGCCUUCAAAAAUAAUAAAAUUUAGAUGAAGCAAUGUCCAAGAUAAUGCGUGAUGCAAGAAGCUACGAUUUUAUGAUUGCAACUUUUAUUAUAAUUCUAAAUAAGAAGACAGACAAGUAUGAUUUCCAAGCUUGGAUUCUUAUUGUUGCUUGGUUGUAUAGGAUGUGUUUUGUUAUUUUUUACAUUCAUCGAGAGAGAUUUACGGUCACAGAUUUCAAAAACAAUUCUAAUACACUCUCAAAGGACAUAUGAAAUGAUGGGCGAAUCAUCAGGAAAUACUAGAAUCAUAAUUGAACCAUCAUGCAAUGCUACUUUUCUGAUAUGGAUUGUCACAUCUUAUGCGGGUGACCCCUCAACUAGAAGUGCUUUACGACGAGCAUAUAUAGAUGAGGAAUUACAAACUUUAGGAAUUGAAAGAGUAUUCCUACUUGGUAAGUUAAAUGAUGAUGCCAAGAGGAGAACACAUGUAUCGCAGGAAGCAUUAUUAGAUGAGUCGAGACGAUUCAGUGACAUACUUCAAGGAGAUUUCCUGGAUACUUAUAGAAAUUUGACUUACAAACAUCUAAUGGGCCUUCGAUGGGCAAUGAAUAAUUGCAAACAUGUUAAAUACAUUAUGAAGAUGGAUGAUGAUAUAGUUGUAAAUAUAUAUGGUUUAUUAGAAAAGUUACACACAGGUAUAAUAGAGAAAAAUUCCUUAGCUGGUUACGUCAUGAAGAAUAUGACCCCUAUUCGAGAGCCAGCCAAUAAAUGGUAUGUAAGCAAAGCGGAAUAUGCGGAUAAUAUUUAUCCUGAUUUCGUUUCUGGUUGGCUAUACAUUACAAAUUCACAAGUGGCAAGUAAAUUGAUCAAUUAUGCUGAAUCUUAUAAAUAUUUUUGGAUAGAUGACGUAUUUGUGACUGGUAUUUUGAGAAAAGUUUUAUAUAUAAAAAUCCAAGAUAUCAGUAAGAUAUUUACAACAGAUUAUAGAUAUUUAGAAUGUUGUAUAAAGGGAAAAAUAAAUCUGUUAAAAUGCGAAUUCUUGAUUGGCCCUAAUGGUGGUGAUGCAGAGUUGCAAGUGAAAUUCAGGAAGUUUGCAAAGUUUUGUCAUGCAAACUGUUUUAUUCGUGCCGAAAAUAAUCUUGUUGGCAAGACCUGUGUAGUCGCAUAUAAAGAACCAAAACUGCAUAAAGGUGUUUUCCAAAUAAAUCCAAUUAAAAUUUUAUAAAGAAAUUGACAGAUAUAAACAUGAGAUUAAAUACUGUACGUGAUCCGGUUGCAUCAAUCUUAUUUUGGCUUUAAGCGAGUGAAAACACAUUUUUGGUUUUCAACUAUAAGUUAAUCAACGUUUAAAUUAUAAUCUAAAAUCAAAAGUUUUAAAUCUCGCUUAAAGCUAAAAUAAUAUUGAUGUAACCAGACUUGAAAGAUUACAUAGUAUUUCCUUGUUUCAUAAAAAAUUUUCGCUUUAUCUUAAGACGACUCAUCUUCAAUUCCUUGAACAAAAUAAUCUCAAAUCUUAUUUAAAACAUAAUGUUUUGAAUUGUUUGAUUGAUUAGAAUAAAAAGAGUAAAAGUUUCUUGAUAAUAAAGAAUGAAAAAUUAGGAGUAUUCUUCAUAAAACAAGGAAAUACUAUAAUUUUAUUUGAGAGAAUAUUUUCUAUAUAUUAUAUUGUAUACAAAAUUUGUACAGUAUCUUACAACAUUUUUCUUAUUAUAUAACGUUUUAUAGAA